AUGCUGAAGCUGUUUCCCGUUGUUGUUGUACUUUGUGUCAGUCGUGUUCUAGCUGAAGGUGGCUACGCUACUAGCGGUGGUGGAGGCGGAUAUAGUAGCGGCGGCGGUGGAGGAGGCGGAGGAUAUGGAGGAGGCGCUGCAGCACCAGCUCCGGCCCCAGCUCCAGCUUCAUCAGGAGGAUACUCAGGAGGCGGCGCCAGUGCUGGAGGAGGAGGAUAUGGAGGAGGAGCAGCUCCAGCUCCAGCUCCAGCUCCAUCAGGAGGAUACUCAGGAGGUGGCGGUGGUGCUGGAGGAGGCGGAUAUGGAGGAGCAGCAGCACCCGCACCAGCUCCAGCUCCAGCAGGAGGAUACUCAGGAGGCGGCGGCAGUGCUGGAGGAAAAGGAUAUGGAGGAGCAGCAGCACCCGCACCAGCACCCGCACCAGCACCAGCUCCAGCUCCAGCUCCAGCUCCAGCUCCAGCUCCAUCAGGAGGAUACUCAGGAGGUGGCGGUGGUGCUGGAGGAGGCGGAUAUGGAGGAGCAGCAGCACCCGCACCAGCUCCAGCUCCAUCAGGAGGAUACUCAGGAGGCGGCCUCAGUGCUGGAGGAGGAGGAUAUGGAGGAGCAGCAGCACCCGCACCAGCACCAGCUCCAGCUCCAGCUCCAGCUCCAUCAGGAGGAUACUCAGGAGGCGGCGGCGGUGCUGGAGGAGGAGGAUAUGGAGGAGCAGCAGCUCCCGCACCAGCACCAGCACCAGCUCCAGCUCCAGCUCCAUCAGGAGGAUACUCAGGAGGCGGCGGCAGUGCUGGAGGAGGAGGAUAUGGAGGAGCAGCAGCUCCAGCAGCAGCUCCAGCUCCAGCCCCAGCUCCAGCUCCAUCAGGAGGAUACUCAGGAGGCGGCGGCAGUGCUGGAGGAGGAGGAUAUGGAGGAGCAGCAGCUCCCGCACCAGCUCCAGCUCCAGCCCCAGCUCCAGCUCCAUCAGGAGGAUACUCAGGAGGGGGCGGUGGUGCUGGAGGAGGCGCAGCAGCAUCUUCAGGAGGAUAUGGCGCAAGUGCUGGUGGUGGUGCUGGCGGUAGUGUAUAUUCACCAGGACGCAUGCUUCGCUAUCGCUCCUAA
This is a messenger RNA of Caenorhabditis bovis, 1095 nucleotides long. The record is from the annotation of a GenBank genome assembly. Lineage: Eukaryota; Metazoa; Nematoda; Chromadorea; Rhabditida; Rhabditidae.